GAUAUUUUAUUUAUAAAAUAAACCUUUCAUAGAAAAAGCAUUUAUUUAACUAACUUUACCACUUUUUGAACAGUAUUAUAUUUACACGUACUUGCUUAUUUCAAAUAGUAAAGAGGACAAAUCGCUAGUACAGAACAUAAACUUUUUUUUAUUUUUAACGAACAUUUAAAUUGCGUGCAAAUCAUGAUAUAAUUUUCCUACGCUUUAUUACUAUGUAUUUGGGACCAAACAAUUGGAGUUUGACCAGUUCGCCUACAUCAACAGUACGUCUAAAAUUCCGUUAAAUCCAUUUUCAGAAAUAACACAACUCAAAAGUAAACAAUUUCCAGUGUAGUUGUAAUUAGAAACAUCUUUCAAACCCAUAGUCUAAAGACCUUCGAACUUAAUGUGUGACACGUACAAAUAUAACGUCGUUAAAUACAAAUACUUUAAGAGCUUGGUUGAUAGGUAUACAGAAGUAAUAUGUUUUUUGUCUAAACUUUGUAAUUGAAACUUUUUUUAUAUAAUUAUACUAUUCUUGUAUUGAAAACUAUUUCAAUACAACAAUGUUUAGUUUCUGAAUUAGAAUAUUAGCACGGACCCAUCAUAAUGGACUUCAUGUUAAACUACGUUUAUAUAAGGUUAUAUGGACAAUAAGAUAAACCUAAUGUAAAGAUUUUUGUUAUAGAAAUAUAUAGGAAGAAACAAAGGGCAACAUGGUAUGAUAUGGUAUUUAACAUUUCUUUAAAUUGUAUAAUAAUUAUUAUAAAUAUGUAGCCUAAUCCAAAAUCGGACUAUUCAAUACAAUACGUAACGAAGCCAUAAACUCGGCAUAUUUGUGAUUUUUAAAGCGCAAGUACUGGUUUAAGUUCAGAAAACUGGCAGACAAGAAUCCAGUUAUCGAGUAAAUUAAAUUUUAAAUCAUGUCCAUAAAAAGAUUCGGCACAUUUGGGCUUGAUUACGAAUAAAAUAAACAUGACUCGGCCCCCACUCCUGCGCAGGGUGCUUGUUCAACUGAUUCGACUCGAUGUCAUGUUGUAUUGAACUCUAUGACGACCGCUCGUCUUUUGUUAACCGUUUACCGAUUACACUUUUCUGAAUGAAAAGUCCGUGAAAAGUGUAGAUUUCGAUGUGUAGUGUUCAAUUUCAGAGCUAAGGUUUUCAGUGGUCACGUGUGUGUGAUUGUUUGUAAAUCGUCUUACAUAACCGAGCGUGAGAAUCCAUUUUAACUGAAGGUACCGGUCAUGUGCUGAAAUGCCGAGCUCAGCAUUAGAAAGGGACACCAUCUCCGUGUCCCCAGUACAACCCGCCUCAUUUGAAGAUACUGUAGCUACUGCAGAGCCAGGCGAAACGAUAGCUACAACCAAAGAAGAGGAAUGGGUGACACGCAAGACGAGCGAAGUGACCACAACACGUCAAAUCGCAACGAGAGUAAAGAGGGAAUUGGUGUUGGAAGAUGGCCGCAUCCUCCGAGACUCUGGACCAAAGAUUUCUACUUCUGUCAACGAGGAUACACAUACCACCAACUUUCAACAAACUGAGCAUAGGGUGCCUGAAGAUCAGAAAAAUCGAGAACCGGCUGAAGAUAAUAAAGUAACGGGAGAAGAUUACGAUGCACUGGAUGGGCCCGAGAAUGCAGUGGUACCAAACGAUGCAAAAGUCUUGGUGUCUUCGCAAGUGGUUGCUAAUCCAGACGGAAAAGUUCGGGAAAGUCACGAACGAAGAGUCCUCACGAGAAAUAUCACAGACAGAGUGAGGGAGACAGAAGAGAAAAUACAUACUGGUGAUACUACGCACGAGGCUCUUAUAGCAGCAGUAAAUGAAACGAAGGAAGAAGACAUCCGCGAUGCUUUGAAAAACCAGACAGAACAUCAGCUAGCCCUCGUGCCACGAGGUCCUACACUUGUCAAAGAUACUGUCGCCUACAACACUACCAUCACCACUGAUGACACGGAGGAGUUGCGAGCUUUGCGUCCAGAUGGCACGAUACUGACAGAGAGACGACACACAAAGGAGCAGGAGCGCAUCUGUGACGAGGAAAUUAACAAGGACGAGGUUUGUUCGGUGAAAAGCGACGAAAGUUUAAUAAAAGAGUCCGGUGGAAAGGAAAGACGCAAGUGUGUGGAGACUGAGAGGUCAACUGACCUGAUGGCGGGUGGGCUACGCGUUGCCACACAGUUGCAGUCCCGUACCAGGACCGAAGAAGCUGAAAGAGAAGGACAACCAAUUAUGGAUGACGAGUGGGACAGUCUUUCAGUUAGAAUGCGACGGCAGCGCCGCCUUCGACUUAACGAUCAAGAAAAGGACUACGCAAAACGUCCAAUUAACUUUGACAUAGAGGAAGAAACGCGAAAAAAAGAAACCUCUAAAUGGUUAGAAAGCCAUUUUGGUAGUGAGUCGCGUUCUUCUCAUGACUCCAUCGCUGAGGAAAUCGAACGACGGCCGGAAACUUCUUACUAUGUAAAGAAGUCUGAAGACGAAGGCUAUUACGGGAAGACAUCUACUGUGCCGCCACCACCACCAGUGUUUCCUGAACGAGUUCUUCGAAAAACUAAGUCAUCAACACCUUCGGAGGAACGCCCGCAAGGCAAUAGGACAGGUGGAUAUUUUAAAGGUGUUGCAGAUUGGUCACAACGUCGUGCUACAAAGCCCAGAAUGCCUGAACCUCGCAGCUCAUCUCCCUCGCCACCGGCGGUGCGUUCGCCAUAUGCCAGUAAUGAUAGAUUAAACGGUUCUUCGCCGAGACAUGUGUACGGAAAGCGUGAUUCGCCUCAGGGAAGGUCAUCGCCAAUCGGUCGUCGCCACCCGCCCUCGCGCGACGACUCUGCCUACGUCUCUUCUUCGACCAUGCACAGUCCUCCACGUGGCUCACCAUUUCACCCACUUGAAGCGGAUCGGUCGUUCCGUGAACCCUCCAUUGAAGAUGAUUAUCGCCCGCCAGUAGUUCCUGAAAGGAAACGUAAUUUAAAGCAGCGGUCCGAGGACCAUCGUUACGAUAGCGGAUACAGGAGUUCAUCACGGAAUGGUAAUUCAGGACGUUCACGAGACAGUCACGAGGACAGUGCCGUAGAACCUCCUCCAGAUUAUUCGCCCCCGAGGGAGCGUCGAGGUAGUUCGGACAGAGAUAAAACCCCACCACGGCGCCGAGACGAAAGAAAGCUAAAUCAGAAAACUCGGUUUGCGGACAAUGGACGACGGCCGUCACCAAUUAGAAGAUCAAUGGGAUCAGCGAUUGGGAAUUCGAUAAGGAAGUUAGUGGGGAAGAUUCGGUCAGCGUCAGCGGAACGAAAAGCAAAGUGGCGCAACUCGAGAUCUCCGUCGCCGGAGCAUGCGUCGCGGACGUAUAAACAGUACGGGGGGGAGCUGGCGCCCCCUGCCGCUCCCCCGCACCGGUAUUACCUAGGAGAGGACCCUUUUGCGCCCAGCAUCUAUGGACGUGAGCACAAGUAUGACGGCAGUCCUAGACGCGCCACAGCUGUUGAUGCCCGUGACCAUCGCGAAAGAGGACAGUACUCAAGCACGCUCGGUCGAUUCAGUCAUUCUACAAGUCGAUUGAACCCGAACAGCGAAACUGAGGAAGAAUACGCCCGGUCAGCACAAACUCUGCCCAGGAAACUUCACGAACGCAAAGAGAAACCCACCGAAAAGCCAAGCUCAAACAAAUAUUGGCAACGUCUUACCUCAAAUAAAAGAUCUACAAGUGCCAUUAAUAUAUCGAAUAAUUCUUCAACGCCUGAAACAAAGGUAAAAGGUUACCCUCCUGGUCCCGCAAAACCUGCGCGGACCUACAAGGGUCUAAACAGAAGUAAGAGUUUUGCUAUGGGCGUUCCAGAACAAGAAACACAUCCUCGGUACAUUUCAGGCAUGAACAGAAAUUACUCCACGAUGUACAAGUCUAAUCCUCAUUUAAGCCGGCUUGAUGAAACCCCUGAACAGCUUAAAAGUCCUGGUAUUGUGUCAAUUAUAAAUCGAAGCCAACGCGAUCUCGCUGAUGCUGUUUCGCGUGAGACAGAACGUCGUCGCGACGGACUAUUCGGUGCCCGUUAUGGAAAAACCGCACCAAUCACCAACGGACAUAGUAAUGGUUACAGCAAGUCUUUCGAUGACACAGAUAAAAAGAAGAUGUUUUUGAAAGGACUUCGGGAUCGCGCACCUGAACUAUAUCAAACUUUGCAUGCUGACGAUGAGUCGGAUGGAAGCAGGUUGUCGUCGAGAUACGGAACACCAUCACCUCAUUACAAAGAAAGAAUAUCUGAAGAGCGUAAAAUCCCAGUUUAUAAAACCGAUUCUAUGAAUAGAGAUAGCAGCCCGUUUGUUUCACGUUUGGAGACGAGGUUGAAAACUCCAAUUAAUAGAAGAGAGAGUAACAGUAGUGACAAUUAUUCUGAGACCUAUAGAUACACUACUAGGUCUGGUGAUCCUGAGCGACCCAGUGUCACAGAUACUGUAGAGACUGUUAGCAAAAAAAUCGUUCCAUCCAAAGAUGGCCGAUCAAAGGAGAUAAUUGAAUCCAGGGAAGUCAAUUCGGUGACAAAAAGCAGAGGUUAUAAGGAGCCUAUUACAAUUAAAUAUUAUGAAAGUGACCGAACACCAAAGUAUGAAAGCAGAAAUGGUAUAACUCCAUUGUAUACAGAGCGUAGGCGAAGCAAUUUUAAAGUAACAGAGAAAGUUAGAGAUUAUUGAGAAAAUCUAUAUCAUCGUCAAUACCACUUGCUUCGCGUAUUUGAUAUUUUUAUAACAUUAAUACAAUACUACUUUAUAAGGAGGUUCUAUACAAGCGGAAGAAUACGAAGCCUUCACACGCUUAUAUUUUAUGUGUAGUUCCUGUCUGUGUUUAAAAAUCGAGACAAAACAAGACACUAUACGGAGCAAGGUCACUUGACACUUUCUGCCAUAACAUUGAUAAAUAGAGAAACAUCGAAUGUUUCUCUAUACAUUUAUUAAUUUACCCAUAAGUUGCUUAAUGUAAAAAGUCAUAGCUAUACUAAUUAUACUUAACAUUGAAACGACACCGUCCAGAUAUACCUAAUGUCAAAAUAAUGUAAUUCAUUUUUUGUGAAUAGGUUUACAUUAAUUAAUUAAUUUUUAACAUUAUAUUUCAGUAAUCUAGAUGUUUGUAAUCUUGAGAAUAAAUAUGUAUAAUAU
This is a messenger RNA of Pieris brassicae (large cabbage white), 5124 nucleotides long. It is a transcript of the gene chas, whose product is annotated as serine/arginine repetitive matrix protein 1. Bases 1234 to 4662 code for a protein of 1142 amino acids. NCBI's taxonomy places the organism in Eukaryota, Metazoa, Arthropoda, Insecta, Lepidoptera, Pieridae. The record is from RefSeq and is a predicted model, not a curated record. The transcript is spliced from 12 exons.